This is a messenger RNA of Scomber scombrus (Atlantic mackerel), 3108 nucleotides long. RefSeq names its product ankyrin repeat and BTB/POZ domain-containing protein 3-A. Gene Ontology annotation, molecular function: structural constituent of chromatin; DNA binding; protein heterodimerization activity. The record is from RefSeq and is a predicted model, not a curated record. The transcript is spliced from 17 exons. Bases 28 to 3108 code for a protein of 1026 amino acids. Lineage: Eukaryota; Metazoa; Chordata; Actinopteri; Scombriformes; Scombridae. Gene Ontology annotation, cellular component: nucleosome.
GCAUACCCAACAGUAUGCGGUGCAGUUAUGGCAGGCAAUGGUAAGACAGUCGUGAGGACGCUGGAGGAUUUAACGCUUGAUUCUGGUUAUGGUGGAGCCGCGGACUCGGUCAGAUCGUCCAGCGUGUCGUUGUGCUGCUCCGACACGCAUCAGUCCUUUCCACAUGGGGGCAACUGCUGGCAUCUGACAGAAUCAAUGCACAGCAGACAGAACAGUUUGGACACAGUCAACACCGUCCUGGCGGAGGACACGGAGGUACUUGAGUGCUCGGGUCAGUGCGCCAAGCUGCCCGAGCUGGAGGACGUGCCAUGGAGCCUCGGCGAGGUGGAGGGCGCACUGAGGAAAGACGAGGAGCUGAUGGUGGGCAACCCGCCACCCGAGGUCCUGGCACGGCUAUCCGCUCUCAUCAACCGUGCCCUGGUGAGAGUGGCCCGGGAGGCGCAGCGGCUCAGCCUCCGCUACGCCAAGUGCACCAAGCAUGAGAUCCAGAGCGCCAUCAAGGUGGUGCUCUCAUGGACCAUCUCCGUCAACUGCAUCACGGCUGCUCUCAGCGCCCUUUCCCUCUACAACAUGAGCACCGGGGACAAGUUCAGCCGAGGCAAGUCUGCGCGCUGCGGGCUGGUCUUCUCCGUGGGGAAGUUCUUCAGGUGGAUGGUUGAUAGUCGGGUGGCCCUCAGGAUCCACGAACACGCUGCCAUAUACCUCUCCGCCUGCAUGGAGAGUCUGUUCAGAGAAGUGUUCAGCCGCGUCCUGCGUAGCGCGCUGGUGGAGAGGGACAACGGGAUCCCCAAGUUUACGCUGGAGUCACUGGAGCAAGCCAUCAACAACGAUUCGGAGAUCUGGGGUCUAUUGCAGCCCUACCAACAUCUCAUAUGUGGCAAGAAUUCAAGUGGUGUGCUGAGCCUUCCGGAGAGUUUGAACCUUCACCGGGAUCAGCAGCGCUCGGGGGGGGCCGGCGAAGGUCACGGCUACUCCCAAGCCGAGCUCCGCACACUGGAGCAGUCGCUGCUCGCAACGCGGGUGGGCAGCAUCGCUGAGCUGAGUGAUUUGGUGUCCCGGGCCAUGCAUCACCUGCAGCCACUGCACAUCAAGAACCCCAGCAAUGGGACUCCAGUCCACCAGAAGACCAACACCACAGUACACUGGGAGCCCGAGGCCCUCUACACCCUGUGUUACUUCAUGCACUGCCCACAGAUGGAAUGGGAGAACCCAAAUGUUGAGCCCUCCAAAAUCACCUUACAUACUGAGAGGCCGUUCCUGGUACUUCCUCCGCUGAUGGAGUGGAUCCGGGUGGCGGUCGCCCACACUGAACAUCGGCGAAGCUUCUCUGUGGACAGCGAUGAUGUGAGGCAGGCUGCCAGGCUACUGCUACCCGGUGUGGACUGUGAACCGCGACAGAUAAAAGCCGAGGAUUGUUUCUGUGCCACCAGAAAGCUGGACGCAGCUUCCACGGAGGCCAAGUUCCUGCAGGAUCUCGGCUUCAGGAUGCUGAACUGCGGGCGGACGGAUCUGGUCAAGCAGGCCGUGAACCUGCUGGGUCCUGAUGGCAUUAACAGCAUGAGCGAACAGGGAAUGACCCCUCUCAUGUAUGCCUGUGUCCGCGGUGAUGAGGCUAUGGUCCAGAUGCUGCUUGACGCCGGAGCCGACAUCAACAGCGAGGUGCCAAGCACAGUAAACAAGCACCCCUCAGUUUAUCCUGAAACGCGCCAGGGGACGCCACUCACUUUCGCCGUGUUACACGGACACGUCCCUGUCGUGCAGUUGUUGCUGGAUAAUAGCGCAAAUGUGGAGGGCGCCCUGCAGGAUGGGGCGGAGAACUACACAGAGACCCCUCUUCAGCUGGCCGCGGCUGCAGGUAACUUUGAGUUGGUGAGUUUGCUUUUGGAGAGAGGGGCAGACCCCAUGAUCGGGACCUUGUGUCGAAACGGCAUCUCCUCCGCCCCGCUGGGAGACAUGAACUCAUACAGCCUGGCAGCAUCACACGGCCACAGGAAUGUGUUUCGGAAGCUCCUGUCCCAGUCGGAAAAGGAAAAGGGGGAUGUGCUGUCCCUGGAGGAGAUCCUGGCCGAGGGUACAGAUACCAGGGAGAAGACUUUGGCUCCGCAUGCCAAUGGUGGAGGGACCCUGCGAACAGGAAAGGCCAAGCUGAGGGCCCUGAGAGAGGCCAUGUACCAUAGCGCAGAGCACGGCCAUGUGGACAUCACCAUAGACAUCCGCAGCUUAGGCGUUCCCUGGACGCUGCACACCUGGCUCGAGUCCCUGCGUACCUGCUUCAUCCAGCACCGCCGACCGCUGAUCCAGGGCCUUCUCAAAGACUUCAGCUGCAUCCAGGAGGACGAGUACACAGAGGAGCUCAUCACGCACGGCCUGCCACUCAUGUUCCAGAUCCUGCGAGCCAGCAAGAAUGAGGUGAUAAGCCAGCAGCUGUCAGUCAUUUUCACCCAGUGCUACGGGCCCUUCCCCAUCCCUAAGCUGACAGAGAUCAAGAAGAAACAGUCCUCGCGCUUAGACCCUCACUUCCUCAACAACAAGGAGAUGUCUGAUGUCACUUUCUUGGUUGAGGGGAAACCAUUUUAUGCACAUAAAGUUUUGCUGUUUACAGCAUCAGCCAGGUUCAAGUCACUGCUCCAAAACCGUCCAGCUGCAGAGAACACCUGUAUUGAGAUCAGUCACGUCAAGUACAAUAUAUUCCACUUGGUCAUGCAGUAUCUGUACUGUGGAGGCACUGAAUCCUUGCAUAUACGCAACACUGAAGUUAUGGAGCUCCUGUCUGCAGCCAAAUUCUUCCAACUAGAGGCCCUUCAGAGACACUGUGAGAUCAUCUGCUCCAAAAACAUCACCACAGAAACCUGUGUGGACCUUUACAAACAUGCCAAGUUUCUUGGUGCCACGGAGCUUACGGCUUUCAUCGAGGGCUACUUCCUGAAGAACAUGGUGCUGCUGAUUGAAAUCGACGGCUUCAAGCAGCUGCUGUAUGAUCCUCCUCCUGCCGAGAGCCCUGCGUCCAGCCCCGGUGUCUGCUCCGACAUCCUCUACGACCUGGAGAAAACUCUGGCCACACGCAUCCACUCCAUCCACCUCUCCACCUCCAAGGGCUCCGUGGUGUGA